ACGCGUUUCACCUGGGGGUGGGAAAAAAAUCUAUGUUCACAAUUCGCAUUCGAUAGUAAAGAGGCUACCGUAACAAUUUGGAUUAUCAUAAUGGAGGAUGUAAGGACUUUCCUUCACUUCGGAGUUUUACUCUCAUCGGUACUAUUCACAAUUGGAGCAGCUGGUGAAGAUUAUUUCCCUGAGGCAAUGGAUGUUCAGUGGGUGUCCAAUAACUUCAAGACUAUUCUAACAUGGGGCCCUGAGCCUACCAACUACACAUACACUGUUGAAUUUUCUAGGGUUGGUAAGGACAGACAAAGGAACCCUCACUGCAUCCGGAGCUCGAGGACAGAGUGUGACCUCACCAACGAGCUGCGGAACCUGCAGGAGACCUACUCUGCCGACAUCCUAUCAGAACCCCUACCCGGCGUUACCUCUGACCUUGUGGAGUUCCCCUACACCCGAGCCGAGAGGUUCAGCCCUUACAAACACACUAAAAUAGGAGGACCCGCUUUCAAGAUUGUGCAGAGCGAAGACAAGACCAAGAUGACGCUCCACAUCCAGGACCCUCUCACUCCCCUCUACAAAGAUGACCAGCUGUUAACAAUCAGAGACAUCUUCAAGAGCGACCUGAAAUACAGAGUCAUAUACAACAAAGCUGGAAGCACAGGAAAGAAAGAGAAGAUGUCAGACCUGAGAGAUGUCGAGCUGACCAAUCUGGAUAAAGGACAGAGCUACUGCGUCAUAGUGGCAGCCUAUAUCCCCUCUCGUUCUGCACAGAAGAGACUGGGAGAUUGGAGCAAGGCGCAAUGCUCACCCAGAGAGAACAAGACCAUCUUUGAGGAAUUCAGCUUUGGUGUGAUCUCAGGUGCCAUUGGCAUCAUGCUGGCUAUAUUCAUCAUCCUCAUCACUCUCACUGUGGUGUGUUGCAAACGCUGCUGCUGCAAAAAGACCAAAACUGUGGACAAGGAUAACCUGCAGAUGAGUCCAGUGUAAAGGUGUGUGUGUGUGUGUGUGAUGGUGCUACUUGACCAACCCUUUGGAAGCUGUGCUCCCAAUAAUCUAGCACAAAUACGUCAAAACACUGGAAAAUGUGAAAUGUUAGUGUUGUCUUUUUAAAUGUCAUUAUGAGCUGGUUCUUUUAAAUGGCUAGAUAUUUUUUUUAUACAUUACUUAUUUAUAUGUUGAACAAGUACAUUUGAUUAAUUGUUGAAAAAUACAUGUUAUAUUUGCCACUAUGUAUAUAAGAAAAAUGUAAUCAUAUUUAUUUAAAUCAAUGUUUUAUGUUAAAUGUGUAUUGGUGCAUGUCUCUAAGAAUUAUUGUCUUAUACGUUGAUGAUGUGUAGUUCAUGUUGACUAGGAUUCGUCCAUGUGCUGUUGAAACAUGGCUUUGGUACUUUUGGAUGAGAGGAAGGUUAGUAGGAAAAGUAUUACUUGUGAUGACUUUUGUGCAUUCUAGUACUUUUUACAAUUAAAUUCAGAUGUAUUCAA
Molecule: messenger RNA, 1470 nt
Organism: Oncorhynchus mykiss (rainbow trout)
Lineage: Eukaryota; Metazoa; Chordata; Actinopteri; Salmoniformes; Salmonidae
Gene: tf
Product: tissue factor
Biological process (GO): cytokine-mediated signaling pathway; blood coagulation
Cellular component (GO): plasma membrane
Molecular function (GO): protein binding; cytokine receptor activity
Source: RefSeq, marked validated